Xiphophorus maculatus (southern platyfish) is the source of this 3023-nucleotide messenger RNA. RefSeq names its product zinc metalloproteinase-disintegrin-like brevilysin H2a (gene adam28). Gene Ontology annotation, biological process: proteolysis. The coding region runs from base 100 to 2409 and encodes 769 amino acids. Gene Ontology annotation, cellular component: plasma membrane. NCBI's taxonomy places the organism in Eukaryota, Metazoa, Chordata, Actinopteri, Cyprinodontiformes, Poeciliidae. Gene Ontology annotation, molecular function: metalloendopeptidase activity. The transcript is spliced from 22 exons. The record is from RefSeq and is a predicted model, not a curated record.
CCAGGAGGAGUGGCCUUACCAGGGCAAGCAGCGCAACAUGCAGGUAGACCACAUAAAGCCUGAUCAGAGCAAAGAUCAGCAGCAGUUUGGACUGAAACAAUGACACGGACUCUCCUAUUGUUGCUCGUCUUCCUGAACGCCUCGCUCAGGCCCUCAGAAAGCCACAACCCAACCUUUGAGGUGGGGAAAGACUAUGAGGUGGUUCGACCUGUCAGACUUCAUGCAGUAAGGAAAAGAAGCACAGAGUCCCUCAGACCAGAGACGAUUAAAUAUGCAAUGACUGUUGGAGGAAGAGACAUUCAAUUACAACUUGAGAAAAACAAUGAGUUACUAACCCGUAACUACACAGAAACCUACUACCAAGAAGAUGGAACCCGGGUCACCACUAGCCCACAUGAUGUUGAUCACUGUUAUUACCAUGGGAAGGUUGUGAAUGACAGCGAGUCAUCUGCUAGCAUCAGUACAUGUGAGGGACUAAGGGGUUACUUCAGGACGUCUGACCAGCGGUACCUGAUUGAGCCUCUCUCUGGCGGCGACGAGGCCGACCACGCUGUGACGACCGUAAACGACGGGAACUUGACGCCUGCGGUGUGUGGCGUUACAAACACCUCCUGGGAGGACGACAUGGAGCCGCCAACAAGCCGGAGCCGCUCCAGAUCUGGGGGUGUUCCUGUUCUACUGCAGGAGAAAUACAUUGAACUCGUUCUUGUAGCUGAUAAUCGAGCGUACAUAAAGAUGAACAGAGAUCUGACCAAGCUGAGACAGAGGAUAUUUGAAAUCGUCAACUUUGUCAACAUGGGAUACAAACCCCUGAAGACGUUUAUCGGUCUGGUGGGUCUGGAGGUCUGGUCCAACAACGACCUGAUCUCUGUGACCAACCCUGCUAACGCCAACCUGGAUGCUUUCAAGGCCUGGAGAAACUCCGAGCUGGUGAAACGGAUAAAACACGACAAUGCACACCUCAUCAGCGGGAUCGACUUUGAAGGAGCCACCGUGGGUCUGGCUUACAUCGGGACUCUGUGCGGUGACCACUCGGUCGGGGUGGUACAGGAUCACACCGACCGAGCCAUUGCAGUGGGAGCGACUCUGGCCCACGAGAUGGGCCACAACCUGGGCAUGAAUCACGACGACUCCAGUGGCUGCUCUUGUUCUGGGGACAGCUGCAUCAUGGCCGCAGCGCUCAGCUAUAAUAUUCCACGCACGUUCAGUAGCUGCAGCUUCGCCAACUAUGAGAGGUACCUGACCAGCCGCAACCCCAGCUGCUUGUUCGACAAGCCAGACUUCACCAGGAUCGUGGCUCCAGGGGUCUGUGGGAACGGAUUUUUGGAGAAGGGAGAGCAGUGCGACUGUGGCUCUGUGCAGGAGUGCACCAACCCAUGCUGCAACGCCACCAGCUGCACCCUGACCGCAGGGUCACAAUGCGCUGAAGGCGAGUGCUGCGACAACUGCAAGAUCCAGCCUCGCUCCAUCGAGUGCCGCAGGAAGCAGGACGACUGCGACCUGGCGGAGUACUGCGACGGGAAGAGCGCCACCUGUCCCGAGGACGUGUUCACUGUGAACGGGCUCCCGUGCGAUAAGGGCCUGGGCUACUGCUACAACGGUCAGUGUCCACAGAGGGCAGCGCAGUGCAAGAAGGUCUACGGCAACGACGCCGAUGAGGCUCCUUCAUCCUGCUACAACUACAACACCAGAGGAGUUUACUAUGCUUUCUGCAGACGCCUCUCCGACACCAACUUUGUUCCCUGCCAAAAACAAGAUGUUUUGUGUGGGAAGCUCUUCUGCCAGGGCGGCAAUGUGAACCCAAUCUACGGCCAAAUGGUCUCAAUAGGUACCUGCAAGGCGGCGUUCUUUUCCGACUACACCAAAGACUACGGGCAGGUGGAUGAAGGCACCGUGUGUGGAGAGGGAAAGGUGUGCAGCCAGAACCAGUGCAUGAAUGUCGAGAGUGCGUACAGAAACACAAACUGCUCGGCGAAAUGCCCCGGCAACGCUGUGUGCAAUCACAGGAGUGAGUGUCAGUGCCUGCCCGGCUGGUUGCCUCCUAACUGCGGAGCAAAGGAUGAUGCUUUCACUUCUCUGUCCACCGGGGCAAACAUCGCCAUCUCCCUGGCUGUCAUUCUGGUGGUCCUCGGCCUGUUUUUGGGGGUCGUGGGGUUCAUGUGUAGGAAGAAACGCAGUCCAACCUUGCCAGUUUCACAGACGCAGAGAAAAGCCGCAGCAGUGAGCAGCUCUGCGCCUCACGUCACCCAGGAAUACACCAUCAGUCAGCCCAGCCCACUCAGACAGGCACCGAAACCCAAAGGAGCUCCGCCUCCUCCACCUCCAGCAGGGAACCGACCCAAACCCCCGAGCCAGAACUACAGCGCUGCGCGCCAGGCUCUGAGACCCGUACCUCCCCCAAAGGUCUGAUGUGCAGCCUGGCGCCAAGUGUUAGUGCAGCAGGGGAGACCUUCCCUCUGGUCUUCAACUAGAGGCAGCUGGCAGGCCACAGGGACAGAGUCCUGUUUUCAUCAACACCAACAGGAAGUACACCUGAACCCCAACAGGAAGUACAAACUGAACUUGUGUGGCACCCUACUAUGGAUUUCACAGGGAUUCACUUCUGUUUUCUUAUGGCCCAUUUUUGUACUGUACAUUAAACUGGCCCUGACUGUAAUUAAUGUAUAUUAUUUUAUAACAUUGUUGAAACAGACCUGCUUUUAGCUGCAGGCUUUGUUUCUCUGUGACUCCUGUGGAACCGGCCCGUUUGAAAGCGACACGUUGGACCGCAGUUACUGCAUGUUUGCAUUUCAUGUUCCAUAUCAAGCCAUGUCUUUGUUCAUAAGAAACUGUGAAAUAUGUGUUUAUAUUUAUAUUUUAUUUACAUCGUCAGUGUAAUGUGCAAGCGGCGGCGGCGUCGUAAAGUUGUUUCUUAGCUCGUGUUUACAUCAGAGUCGACAAAUCAUCAAAUGUCUGCUGGUGGUUUAACUUCAUUUCCAGGAGAAUAAAUCAAAACGUUGGCAAACUGAGCUCACGGUACCUGA